UUUUCCAGAUCAACUAACUGUACUUUACUAGCUUACAUUUUGUUCCAAAAGCAAACCGCGAACAUGAAAAGCUCCAUUACGUUUAGCUUACUUUUAAUCCUUGCUAUGUCGUCAACAGUUUGCAUGGCGUCUGAUAAUCUUCAGGUAGGAUUCUAUCGGCAAACUUGUCCAUCAGCAGAAAGGAUUGUCAGGAAUGCAGUAAACAGAGCUGUUUCCCAGAAUCCUGGAUUAGGUGCAGGGCUUAUUCGGAUGCAUUUCCAUGAUUGUUUCGUCAGGGGAUGUGAUGCAUCAAUUUUACUGGACUCAACACCGGGAAGCCAAGCAGAAAAAGAUCACCCAGCAAACUUCCCAAGUAUACGAGGUUAUGAAAUCAUCGACGAGGCAAAGGCAGAGCUCGAAUCCCAAUGCCCGAAUACUGUCUCUUGUGCAGAUAUCGUAGCAUUCGCAGCUCGAGACAGUGCCUCGAAAUUAGGAGGGAUCAACUACGCGGUACAAUCAGGACGGAAAGACGGAACAAUCUCAAACAUAAAUGACCCAACAGGAAACAUUCCUCGACCUAUUUUCAACUUACAACAACUCGAGGAAAAUUUUGCGAGAAAAAACCUUUCGUUAGAAGAAAUGGUCGUCCUUUCCGGGGCUCAUUCUAUUGGAGUCACACAUUGUUCUGCCUUCAAUGAAACUCAACCACAAUACCCUUCUUUAGAUCCUACCCUAGCCAAUGUUUUAAGGGGAAGGUGCCCUUAUCCUGCCGUUGAUGUGAAUAAUGAUCCAACGGUUCCCCUUGAUUUUGUAACGCCAAAUAAGUUGGAUAACUUGUACUACAAAAACUUGCAACAUAACAGGGCACUUUUGACCUCGGACCAAGCUCUUAUGGCUACACCCGCCACGGUGCAGAUGGUUAGAAAUUUCGGGUCACAAGGUGGUGUUUGGGCUAACAAGUUUGCUAAUGCUAUGGUUCAUAUGGGUUCUAUUGAGGUACUUACUGGUACUCAAGGACAGAUUAGAAGGAACUGCAGGGUUGUUAAUAGCUACUAGUGGAAAUAAUGCUACAUUAUUAUGUGUACAUUAAUAUUUGUUCAUUUCUUUCAUUUACUUUAUAAGUUCGAUUUGUUAUGUACUUUAUUCAAUUGUAUUUAGAAAGGAUAAUGUUGAUUUUUUUAAGGAUGGAGUGAGUAAAUAUAGUUUUCGAAGUUCUUAUAAGAUAAAAAUAAAAAUCGUAUGAAUGCGCUUAUGUUGGG
This is a messenger RNA of Spinacia oleracea (spinach), 1238 nucleotides long. Its product is annotated as peroxidase 2-like. The coding region runs from base 64 to 1035 and encodes 323 amino acids. Lineage: Eukaryota; Viridiplantae; Streptophyta; Magnoliopsida; Caryophyllales; Amaranthaceae. The transcript is spliced from 2 exons. Gene Ontology annotation, biological process: hydrogen peroxide catabolic process; response to oxidative stress. Gene Ontology annotation, molecular function: heme binding; peroxidase activity. The record is from RefSeq and is a predicted model, not a curated record.